Anoplophora glabripennis (Asian longhorned beetle) is the source of this 1119-nucleotide messenger RNA. RefSeq names its product paramyosin, long form-like. Gene Ontology annotation, cellular component: myosin complex. The record is from RefSeq and is a predicted model, not a curated record. NCBI's taxonomy places the organism in Eukaryota, Metazoa, Arthropoda, Insecta, Coleoptera, Cerambycidae. The annotation marks the transcript as partial. The transcript is spliced from 3 exons.
AGAGCUGAAAAAGAGAAGAGCAAAUUCCAGAGCGAAGUGUACGAGCUUCUCGCUCAAGUAGAGAGCGUAACAAAGGAACGCUUAAUCUCCGUCAAACACGCCGAAAAAUUGGAGAUCACCAUCAGCGAACUCAGCGUCAGAAUCGAGGAGUUGAACCGCACCAUCGUAGACAUCACCUCACACAAAACUCGCCUCUCUCAGGAAAACAUCGAACUCACCAAGGAAGUACAAGACAUCAAGGUCAACCUCGAGAACGCCAUCUACCUCAAGUCCCAACUCGCUGGCCAAUUGGAAGAUGCCAGACGUCGCGCUGAAGACGACGAGAGAAGGCGCUCCCUCCUGGAAGCCAACCUCCACCAGGUCGAAAUAGAGCUCGAAUCUGUACGUGUCCAACUUGAGGAGGAAAGCGAAGCCCGUCUCGACCUUGAACGCCAACUCGUCAAAUCCCAAGGUGAAGUUCAAGUAUGGAAGUCCAAGUAUGAAACCGAAGCUGCCGCCCGCGCCGAAGAAGUUGAGGAACUCCGUCGUAAAUUCAAUGCCAGGAUCCAAGAACAGGAAGAACACAUCGAAGCUCUCUUGGUUAAGGUCAAUAACCUCGAGAAGCAAAAGUCUCGCCUCCAAUCUGAGGUCGAGGUUCUCAUCAUCGACUUGGAGAAAGCCAACAACACAGCCAGGGAAUUGCAGAAGCGCGUCGAACAACUCGAAAGGAUCAACAUCGACCUCAAGACUCGUCUUGAUGAGACCGUUCAGCUGUACGAGCAAAGUCAACGCGAUCUCCGCAACAAAGUCUCUGAACUACAACGCACUGUCCACGAAUUGGACAAAACUCGCGAACUUAAGGACCAACUUGCUCGCGAAAAUAAGAAAUUGGCCGAUGACCUUUCUGAUGCCAGAAUUACCAUCACCGAACUCACCAGACGUCUGCAUGAGGCUGAAUUGGAAAUUCGUCGUCUUGAAAAUGAACGCGAAGAACUUACCGCUGCUUACAAAGAAGCUGAAGCUGGACGCAAAGCUGAAGAACAACGUGCUCAACGUCUGUCUGCGGAACUCGCCCAGUUCCGUCAUGAGGCUGAGAAACGUCUUCAUGAGAAAGAUGAGGAAAUUGAAGCCAUCCGGUGA